AUGGAGGCUACCAUGGCUGUAACACAGACCAGAGUAGAAAUAGGUGUCGUGUGGAUGUACUGGUAUCGAUAUCGUUCUUGGCGCUUUUGGACCCAGAUUGUCCUGUUCCUUUGCGCUGUCGCCGGUAUAAUCCUAUUCCUACCACGGCUAUCACCAGCAGCAAUUCAUUAUAUGCGUGUUGUUGACAUGCCACAUUUCGCUCAGAAUCAAAUUCAAGGAUUUGGGGAACCUUUGCGGCGAAUCCAACACAACCGUACAUACUAUCCGCCAAGAAAAAAUAUGGAACCAUGUCGUCCUUUGCUUGGCAAAGUCUCAAUAUUUGUGGCGUACGUGAAAAGUUCAAUGGAAAACCACUAUCGUGUCGCUCAACAAUCACUUGAGUGCUAUCUGAAAGGAGUGAAUUACACGGUUAUGAUGAUAGAUUUAAACGAAGAUGCUCGAGUUAAAGAAAAAUGCUCCAAAAAUCAGCAGCUAUUCUUCAAAAAGCAUUGUGCCGCCUCUGCCUACUUGCCCGAUACAGAUUGGAUGUUGGUCCUGGAUGCAGAUACAGGUGUUGUAAACCCGAAUCAUUGUGUUGAAGAAUGGAUUGAUGAUCGAGUCGAUUUGAUUUUUUAUGAACGAUUUUUCAACUGGGAGAUUGCAAGCGGAAACUACUUGGUGAGAAACACCGAGUUUGGAAUAAAUUUCCUGAAAACAUGGGGAGAUUGGGAAUUCACUCAACCUCAGAACUGGAACGGUGCGGAUAACGGCGUCCUACAGCUUCUCAUCCUGAAAACAGUGAUCCCAGACGCGUCGCAAGAAACGACAAAUUGCGAUAGAAUCUGGCAUAAUGCGACCGGAUACGAGACGUACAUGGCUUACGUAUCUUGCGUGAAGCAAGCUUUGGGAGCAACAAGACUAUGGCCAGGGAAGCUGAGAAUUUACCGACGAGCACACGGUUGGGUCCGGGAUGGAUUCAUAACGACAGAUAAAUGGUGUGAUGCCGACUUCAUGCUUCAUGGAUGGAAACUUCAAAAUGUGGGGGAGCAGGGAUGGGAGAGUCCAUUCAAACAAAAUCUUGAUCCCAACAAAUGUGGUGAAGGAGUGUCCGGUUGGGAAUGGAUCCCAACGAAACACGUCAAUAAUUCUGUCAUCAAGCGAGAACUGGCUAAUUUUGAGAAAUAUUCUGGCAACACGUAUCCGCCCGAAGCGAAAUUCUUGACUUACAUCGUCAUGCCCGAUGUUGGCGAAUGUUAUCCGAAUUGUGAUAAGGACACCUAG
Molecule: messenger RNA, 1260 nt
Organism: Necator americanus (New World hookworm)
Lineage: Eukaryota; Metazoa; Nematoda; Chromadorea; Rhabditida; Ancylostomatidae
Exons: 11
Coding region: 1-1260 (419 amino acids)
Source: RefSeq, a predicted model, not a curated record